Molecule: messenger RNA, 815 nt
Organism: Anopheles arabiensis
Lineage: Eukaryota; Metazoa; Arthropoda; Insecta; Diptera; Culicidae
Gene: SmD3
Product: small nuclear ribonucleoprotein Sm D3
Exons: 1
Coding region: 98-529 (143 amino acids)
Biological process (GO): spliceosomal snRNP assembly; RNA processing
Cellular component (GO): U1 snRNP; pICln-Sm protein complex; catalytic step 2 spliceosome
Molecular function (GO): RNA binding
Source: RefSeq, a predicted model, not a curated record
AGCAUGAGCAGUUGUCAAAUUUUGCCGCUACCAACAACAACAGUCCCCGCACAGAGUCGCAAUUUUCGCGUGGAAACUGUAAUUUUCACUUAAAACCAUGUCUAUUGGCGUACCAAUCAAAGUGCUGCACGAGGCCGAAGGCCAUGUGGUGACCUGCGAGACCAUCACCGGCGAGGUGUACCGUGGAAAGCUGAUCGAAGCCGAGGACAACAUGAACUGCCAAAUGACGCAGAUCACCGUGACUUACCGGGACGGACGCGUCGGAAAUCUGGAGAACGUGUACAUCCGGGGCUCGAAAAUCCGCUUCCUCAUACUGCCGGACAUGCUGAAGAACGCGCCCAUGUUUAAGAAGCAGGGCGCCAAGACGGGCACUGCCGGACGAGGCAAGUCGGCUAUACUGCGAGCACAGGCGGCCCGAGGCAGAGGUCGUGGAGCGGGAGGCGGCGGAGGAGGUGGUCGAGGCGGUAACAAAGGAGGAUGGCAAGGGCAAGGACAGCAAUCUUCCGGCCGUGGACGCGGAGGGUUGUAGAAACAUUUCGUCUACACUACUUCUAUCCUUUAGUUUGUAAGCAAGCAUUUUAGGAACUCGGCAGGCGGCAGGCAGGAGCUCGUCACAACAUUUGCAUCCAUACAGCGUAAGAAAAUGAUGCCGAUAAGGAGGCAAGACGUCCGGACGGGUAGCUUUCCGGUAGAGUGAAAAUACACGAAAUGUAACAUGCGGCGAGCGUGUAGGAUAACCACAUACUUCAUUAGAAAACUUUCUAGAAAUGUAAUUUGCAUUAAAGUGAAGUGAAUACAAUCGAACUCAAUGAAAC